CAUUGUUCAGUUUCAUGACCGGACAGCCUGGCCCAGGUGUGAUGGAUAAUGCAUUGCAGCUCAGUUCAGGAGUCAUCUCACAAGAUGUCGAUCACUACGUGCUACUUUCUUUAGACAGUCGAUGACACUAAUAAUCAAGCUAUGCCGCCUGCAACUCUGCGGCACAGCAGUUUUAUGCACCCUGGAAACUUGCUGUGGUAUCCCAAAUGUCACUUUCGAGGAGUCCACCAAUACCAGCUCUCGAGCAAGCGCCGUGAAUGUGCCAGGCGACAUGGGGCUUGUUUUGCUUUUCCUAUCCCCAUUCGUACCUUUUUUCUUGCAAACAUGCAGCUAUUCAUUAGUUGACGCCGGCUACCUACUGGAGAGAUGCAGAUCAUUGUAUCCGCAUCAUGUAGUAAAACCUGGACAACUGCCGUUUAAAUGGCAACUCAUAUCCUGUAAGAAGGGCUAUGGCCAUUCUAAUCUGACAUAAACUGUUUCUCUCCCUGAUUACCAGGGACUCUGCAACCGACUGCUCAUCAAAACUGUUACUCGGUAUUUGCAGUACUAAGGUAUCUGUAGCGGACCUCGCGGAAAUAACGAACGCCCCGAGGCUGGAAUGGACAUCGAGGAGAGGCCUUCUCAAACUAUACGUGAACGAAAUACGCCCCGUGAGUCGUCCGUUUUGAGUCAAUACUUA
Paecilomyces variotii is the source of this 679-nucleotide messenger RNA. RefSeq lists its product as hypothetical. The transcript has 2 exons. The coding region runs from base 122 to 472 and encodes 116 amino acids. The record is from RefSeq and is a predicted model, not a curated record. NCBI's taxonomy places the organism in Eukaryota, Fungi, Ascomycota, Eurotiomycetes, Eurotiales, Thermoascaceae.